This is a messenger RNA of Suricata suricatta (meerkat), 5654 nucleotides long. It is a transcript of the gene TRIM44, whose product is annotated as tripartite motif containing 44. The record is from RefSeq and is a predicted model, not a curated record. Gene Ontology annotation, molecular function: zinc ion binding. NCBI's taxonomy places the organism in Eukaryota, Metazoa, Chordata, Mammalia, Carnivora, Herpestidae. Bases 141 to 1175 code for a protein of 344 amino acids. The transcript is spliced from 5 exons.
GGUGGCGCCGCGGCCCCAGGCCUGCCCGGGGAUCCGGCGCGGCCGGUUCCUGGGACGGGACCCCUGCGGGGAGGAGGACCGGAGGCGGCCCCGCGGCGAGCUCGGAGGCCCAGCGGCCUGGGCCGCGUCACCGCAGCCACAUGGCCUCCGGAGUGGGCGCGGCCUUCGAGGAGCUGCCGCACGACGGCACGUGUGACGAGUGCGAACCAGACGAGGCUCCCGGGGCCGAGGAAGUGUGCCGAGAGUGCGCCUUCUGCUACUGCCAGCGCCACGCCGAGGCGCACAGGCAGAAGUUCCCCAGCCACCACCUGGCCCAGUACGUCCACGGCGCUGCCCCGGCCUGGAUCGCGGACGCCCCCGCGCAGGGCGACGCGAAGGAAGAUGCGCAGGCCAAGGUGGAGAAUGAGAGGGCUGUAGAGAGCGAGGCGGGGGAAGAGAGCGAGUCCGAGGAAGACAGUGAGUCCGAAGAAGAGAGCGAGACGGAGGAAGAGAGUGAGGAUGAGAGCGAUGAAGACAGUGAAGACGACAGCGAGGAAGAGAUGGAGGACGAGCAAGAGAGCGAAGCAGAGGAAGACAACCAAGAAGGAGAGUCCGAGGCCGAGGGAGAAACGGAAGCAGAAAGCGAAUUUGACCCAGAAAUAGAAAUGGAAGCGGAGAGAGUGGCCAAGAGGAAGUGUCCGGACCAUGGGCUUGAUUUGAGCACCUACUGCCAGGAAGAUAAGCAGCUCAUCUGUGUCCUGUGUCCGGUCAUUGGGACUCACCAGGGCCACCAGCUCUCCACCCUCGACGAAGCCUUCGAGGAACUAAGAAGCAAAGACUCCGGCGGACUGAAGGCAGCUAUGAUAGAGUUGGUGGAAAGGUUAAAGUUCAAGAGCUCAGAUCCAAAAGUAACCCGGGACCAGAUGAAGAUGUUUAUACAGCAGGAGUUUAAGAAAGUUCAGAAAGUAAUUGCUGAUGAGGAACAGAAGGCCCUUCAUCUAGUGGACAUCCAGGAAGCAAUGGCUACCGCUCAUGUGACUGAGAUACUGGCUGACAUCCAGUCCCACAUGGAUAGGUUGAUGACUCAGAUGGCCCAAGCCAAGGAACAACAUGAUACCUCUAAUGAAUCAGCUGAGCCAAAGGCAGAGGGUGACGAGGAAGGACCCAGUGGUGCCAGUGAAGACGAGGACACAUGAAGGCCUGCCAUCCCCCACGGAAACUCCUCCCUCCCCCGUGUGUGUGUGUGUGUGUGUGUGUGUGUGUGUGUGAGUGUGACGGUUUCUGAUUUCUGUGAAAGCUGCCCAGCAACAAACGUACUUCCACCGGAUACAUCCCCAGGUCCAAAGCAGGCACACCUCUGUCCAAGGGAUGACCAAUUUUAUUGUCACUGACUGUGCUUGUCAUUCUCUUGUCAUGGUAGGUCAAGAAAAAGUGCCCCUGUGAUCAGCUAGGAGCAGUUCCUUAAGAAGCGACCUUCAGGCAGUCCCUCAACCGCUGCUUUGAAUUUACUCAGGAAAGCCAGCCCCUGGAAUAUUGUAUACCUAGACAGCAUCGAUUCAUCUGGAAGGAUCUGGAAUAAUCUUGAAGGGCAGCCAGAAUUUUUUCCCUACCUGCUAAUAAAACCCCACUUUAUUUAUACUGAAGCAUGAAAUAAUGGGGGAAGGGCAAAGUAGGACUCCGUAGAUAGUCUCUGAAAGUCCAAUCCUACAGUUGUGAAAAUGUGGUUCCAUGAAGUAAGAAUGGGUGGUGUGAAGAUGGGGUUGGAGAAAAAGGUAAAAGUUUGAAAUACAGAGGUAUUUUUAGUAUAUGAGGUUAUCCAGCACUUCAGAUCCAUAAUUCAGUGCUGUGGAAAUGAAAAAAAUGAUUGAAGAGGUGGAAAGGAAAUGACUUUAAGAAAAAAAAAAAGGACCAAAGAGAUCUGAUUAAAAGUUGAAAUCAGUAUUUCUGAACUCAAAUUGCCUGAGUUUCCAAAAUAGUCACUAAAGGAUCUGAUGGAGCCUGAAUUAUUUGGGCGAAUUCUGCCGGUUUUCUGAGUCUUGUCACAACAUGAAAUCUGGAAUGUGUAUUGCAAAGUGGGAAUUUUUCAGUGUGGGUUUUUGGAGCCCUCGCCCCAACCCCCCUGGCCUCCUUUGGCUUCAGUGCAGUGUAGGGAGAGAUUGUGUCGCUCUGCUGUACUGAGUCAAGCCCGUCUCCCAGCAGGUGCACCCACCUUUCACUCCAGCUGGGACCCCUCUUCCCGUGCCCCCCCCCCACCGGCCUCCGGACCCUCUCCCGCAGCCAGGCUUUCUCUUCUCAAGUACCACGAGCAGAGGCACACCUUGCUUGCACUUCCGGCCCUCCCCCACUCCCAUGUCACGUUUUCUCACCACCAGGUUUUCUACCCCCAAGUAAGCCGUGGGUUCUAGGGAGUGCAAACCAGCAAGCUCAAAAACCUGCAUUUUCUCAGAUGUCAGUUUCACUUCAAUGGUUUGGAGUCAGGGGAUGACCUUAUUUUUAGAUAAAACAGCUAUAUUAUGAAAUAGAAUGUUCAUACAGUUAAGAUAAAAUGGGAUGCUUCACAGGGAAUUCUUAUUUGUUCCCUGUGUUCGGCUGUUGGCCGUGUUUUGGUGUCCACUCCAGAAAAGUACAAUUGGAACUGUAUCCACGCAGCAGACUCAGGGCCUAGACUUCUAGUUGCUUCCGCAGCAGAGCUGAAGGCAUCUGCCCUGGAGAAAUCCCUCUUCUUCCGCCUGCCUGUGACCUGUGGACCUGUCACAGAGCUUUGGGGCCAGCUGGUUUUUGUUGGGGGGGGGGGGGACAGUGUUGAGGCCAAAGCAGUACUUCCUGUAGGAAUCCUAUGUAUGUCAUUGUUCAGUCCUGUGUUUGCUAUGAAACUAUUUCUUUGAGGCCAGAAAGCUACUGGGCAUAUCUGCUUCUGGGUUAGGCUUACCGUGGCUCACUACACACGUUAGGAUGUUGGACCGAGCGUCCUUUGAGCAGUUAAAAAAAAAGUAUUUUUCUCCAAAACUCGUGGUCAACAAAUGGCAAAGACAGAUUUGGCGCUUUCCCUAUCUGCCUGCAAAGACUGGAGAAUUGGGCAUGCCACUAACUACAACCCCCAACCUCACCCAACAGAGCUCCCCAAAAAGAGGGACCAGUGGCCACUCUUUUAAGAGUUUAAAAACCAAGAGAUUAAGAACACUUGAGGAUUUGGAUGCUUGGUUUGUCCUUCACCAAUAAUUAUUGUUGAGUCUCCAAGUAGUAGCCUUAUCUCAGCAAUGGACAGACCAUCGGCUCCUCCACCUCGACUAGACGCCAUUAUUAAAGUCAGUAUCAGGGAAACUGAGCAUAUAUGCGUUGGAUAUGAACGGAAACAUAAACACACAUGCCAGCCUAUCUCCGUCUGUUAUCACAUCUCUGUAAUCCUCAAGGAAAGCGCUUUUGCUUUUACUUAGGAUUUCAGAUUUGCUCGGUGGGCUCCUGCUGUCUUCAGCACCUGAUAAAACUUUAACCAGGGAGGCAUUAAACACGGCGCGCCGGCUUCUGCCCAGGCUCCUGAGCUCCUGCCAGCGGCAUUCAUCAAUGUAGGAACAGGCUGCUUCCUGCAGCGGUACCAGCCCCCGGGUGGGGCCCCGCUCCUCCCGGCUCGGGAAAAGUUAGAGGGCCCCAAAGUGUGUGCUGGCCGAGUGCAGGCCGCAGAGGGGUUGCAGAGCCCCCAGGGAGAAGUCGCCUCGGGAGGCAGGUCAGGAGUGUCUCCUGAAUGAACUGCGUCCCCUGAGAUCCCUGGCUGCUUUCCAAGUUUCGGUUAUCUGGAGGCUGAGAGUGGGUGUGUCCUUUGAUUUGAUGUCAUUCAAUCCAGGGCAAUUCUAAGAAGUCCUAAGAGUCUCAGCUGCGACAGCCUACGAGGGGAAAUGACCUAUACUGAGGACCAGCUGUGAGCCAGGCCCUGCACUAGACCCCAGUUUCUCAGCUGAUGAAACGGAUGUGGGGUGGAGGAGCCCCUUGCCUUGAGGUCCACAGCUAGGAAGUCCUGGAGCUGGACUUUGAGCCCCAACUCUGUGGUGCUUGGUGGCACAUCUGCCAUACAGAGGCAGGAGGAGGCCUCAGGCCCCCCACUGCAGUCCACCAUAUCACUUUAUAGCUUCUUUUUCACAAUUUCAUUUCAUGGCUAUUGUUUGGGCUCUGGAAUGGCAUCGAGGUAGCCUUGUUCUGCCACGUUAGCAGAUACAUUAAGUCCACAUUGCUAACUUGAGCCUGCCCCCAGGAGUUGGGGAAACCUUUCCUUGUUGGUGCCAUGCCCCAUAAAUAGAGUGUCUCUAGGCCUUCAAGAGUAUAGAAGUUCUUAGAAACAGCCAGAGUGAAGGGUGUUCUGCUCUCUUGAGUUUGCUUGGAAAUGUCUGCCGCUGCACUGCCACAGGGAAGGCCAUCCUCAUGUGGUAGCGCAGCCCGUCCUGUGCUCUUUGAGGACAUGCUCACUCAGAGUCCAGUGCAUCUGCACUUUCCUGCUGAUGCCUGAUGUGGACAUGUGUACACACACACACACACACACACACACACAAAGUGCAUAUGUAUACAUCAAGGACAAGGGUACAUGCAUAGACACGCACACACACGCAGUGUAAGAACUACAGGGAGUUCAGGGCAGCCCCCUCCCGAUCUUGUGUACCACUGUUCUGCCAGCCCCGAUCACAAGUGUCAUCAGAUUGUCGGAGAGGUGCUCGCUUACAAGGUGCUUACGAGAAGAACAGACCCUUGGCAGAGGUGGUCAGCUCCUAAAGCAUGGGGCCAAGGUCGGCUCCAGCCCUGUUCCAAGUUGUCUAACAUACGGGAAACGAUGGCCCAGCCAUUUUGAGGACCCAGGAGUCUGCCCACUCUGGUCAAAACUGAGGACCCUGGUGGCAGGGUCUAGGAGGUUGUACCCCGCCCCACCCCCCACCUAGAAAAUAUUCUCUUGCCAACACCUGAAAUUUCAUACUCACAUAAUGCCUGUUUAGUACAUGCUUUGUAAUAAGAAAAUUGGUUGCAUGUUUAAUGUGUGCCUAGCCCAUCUGGAAUUUUGUUUAAAACACAAAUCUCAUUAGGGAUGAACUCAGCCCAGCCUAAGAGAGAAAGAAGAGACUUGGAUCUCAUUAACAUGGCCUGCACCCAGCAGUGCUCUGAAGCCCCCACCACAGCCCGUGCCCAGGGCCCUGUCUGGUGGAACAGCAGCAUUUGGAACUGAGAAUGCACCGGAAGCAGCAGAACAAGUGCCGGGGCAGGAAAAUGAAAACAAAUUAAGAUACUUAUGGGUGUAAAGGUGCAAAACAUACCACAGAGCCCAUGCUGGGACUGAUAUGACCUUGAGGGACAAUAGAUUUCUAUUAAUGGGAAUCAAAUUUAUAUUAAUGGGACUCAAACCUGACCAGUCUUUGUACAGUGACAGGCCACACUGCGUGUGUGGGGACAAGCAGCGAAUCCAUUGUCCCUGCCUGUUUUCCUGUGCACAGUCACAUUCCCGCCUCACCUUCCCCUUCCACCCUUCACGUUAAACAAGGGAACACUCACUCUUUCAAGGGAAUUACACAUUUGAGUUAAUGUUUCAGUAUAUCAUUUUCAUACUGUAAAUUAUUUUGUAAGAGAUUUUCUGCUAUCCCAGGAUGUUUGGACUCAGCACCCCUGUGCAUUUGGAAAUCAAUAAACUAUUACUGGAAAUACCA